Molecule: messenger RNA, 2703 nt
Organism: Closterium sp. Naga37s-1
Lineage: Eukaryota; Viridiplantae; Streptophyta; Zygnematophyceae; Desmidiales; Closteriaceae
Source: the annotation of a GenBank genome assembly
AUGACUAGUCUUUUCCUCGGUCUUUCACCGCAACCCACUUGUACCCUUAUUCUCAUCCCCCCUUUCCCCUUGCUCUCCUUCUCCUCCUCUCCCCACACCCCCCCCCUUUCUCCCAAUCCCCUUCUCUCCCCCCACACCAGCCACAUUUAUGACAGCACUGCAACUCUUCCCAGCGCUCGCACUCUACCACGGGGUCUACGAGCUAACUCACUCAUUCCACUCAUUUCCCUUGGCUCUCUCCCUUCUCUCCCUCCCCACCACCACCCUUCCCACCCUCCAGCCACAUUCAUGACAGCACUGCAACUCUUCCCAGCGUUCGCGCUCUACCACGGAGUAUACGACCGCAUUUAUGACUACGCUACAGCUCUUCCCAGCGUUCGCGCUCUACCACGGGGUAUACGAGCUAACUCACUCACUCCACUCAUUUCCCUUGGCUCUCUCCCUUCUCUCCCUCCCCACCACCACCCUUCCCACCCGCCAGCCGCAUUCAUGACAGCACUGCAACUCUUCCCAGCGUUCGCUCUCUAUCACGGGGUAUACGAGUUAACUCAGUCGUCCCUGAUAGGCUCCUACCAGGCCUCCCAGGGCACACUCACCUGGGCCACCGCCGCCACCAAUGGCUACCUGACAGCUGUCGCGAUCCUGGCCGUCGAAUGGCUGGUCUUCCUGCUGCUCGCGAUCUACCUGGAUCAGGUGGUUUCGGCGGGUAGUGGCGUGAGGAAGCAUCCUCUCUUCUUCCUCCGCGGCUGCAAGAGCGGCUUCCGGAAGCUUCUUGGCUCGCUUGGAAAGUUUCUGCGAAGAUGCAGGCUUGGGGGGGACGCCCAGGUUCAUGCGGACUUCCAGGAAGGUUCCUGGAAAAUGGAAAAAGGAAAGGAGUGGAAAGCAGGGGCGGCGGGGAGUGGGAAGGCGGAGUGGGGGGAGGGGGAGGUGGGAGGAGGUGUUGUGGGCACGGGGCAAGGGACAGACGAGGGGGGAGAAAAGGAGAAGGCGAAAGGGUGUUUGGACCGAUUUGAUGUGGACCUAGAGAAGCGCAAAGUGCAGCACCUCCUGCACAGCAGCACCACACCCAACCGCACCGCACACCACAGCAUUCUCUGUGCGGGCCUCUCCAAGGUCUACCCCAGCAGGGACGGCGGGGCUCCCAAGGAGGCAGUUGCCGGCAUGUGGCUGGGGGUCGCUCGGGGGGAGUGCUUGGGCGUGCUGGGGCCGAUGAUGGGGUUCCUGCAACCCAGUGGGGGGACGGCGAUUAUUGAGGGCAUGGGGAUUGCCGAGGAGAUGGAGGGGAUUUACUCCAUCAUGGGCGUUUGCCCUCAGCACGAUGGGGGGACGGCGGUCAUAGAGGGCAUGGGGACCGCCGAGGAGAUGGACGGGAUUUACUCGAUUAUGGGCGUGUGCCCUCAGCACGAUGGGGGCACGGCGGUCAUAGAGGGCAUGGGGAUUGCCGAGGAGAUGGAGGGGAUUUACUCCAUCAUGGGCGUGUGCCCUCAGCACGAUGGGGGCACGGCGGUCAUAGAGGGCAUGGGGAUUGCCGAGGAGAUGGAGGGGAUUUACUCCAUCAUGGGUCCUCCUAUGGGAGCAGCUGACAGGCAGGGAGCACCUCUAUUUCUACGGCCGCUUGAAGAACCUGCACGGGCAGGCACUCCCUUGCCCCCACCUUACUCUCCUCCACGCUUCCCUCUCUUCGCAUCCCCCCCCCGCCAGCCUGCUAUGAGAGCAGCUGACAGGGAGGAAGCAGCUGCUCUACUACGGGCGGCUGAAGAGCCUCCGAGGCCUGCUAUGGGAGCAGCUGACUGGUCGGGAGCACCUCAUGUUCUACGGGCGGUUGAAGAACCUGCACGGCUGACAGGCAGGGAGCACCUACUCUUCUACGGGCGCCUCAAGAACCUGCACGGGUCAUCCCUAGCAGCAGCAGUAGACGCCUCCCUCGCAGGGGUGCAUCUACUGAAGGAGGCAGACAAGCCAGUGCAGCAGUACAGCGGCGGCAUGAAGCGGCGCCUCUCGGUCGCUAUAUUGCUUAUCGGAGACCCUCUUGUGGUGUAUAUGGACGAGCCCAGCACAGGGCUCGACCCAUCAUCCAGGAUGCACCUGUGGAACGUGGUGAAGCGAGCAAAGAAGAAUUGUGCGAUCGUGCUCACGACCCAGCACGGGGCUGGACCCCUCGUCCAGGAUGCACCUGUGGAACGUGGUGAAGCGAGCGAAGAAGCACUGCGCUAUUGUGCUCACAACACGGGGCUGGACCCAUCGUCGAGAAUGCACCUGUGGAACGUGGUGAAGCGGGCUAAGAAGCACUGCGCGAUUGUGCUCACGACUCACAGCAUGGAAGAGGCAGACGCACUGUGUGACCGGAUGGGCAUAUUCGUGCGGGGAAAGUUCGCUUGUAUAGGCAGCGCACAGGAGCUCACAGCACGCAUGGAAGAGGCAGACGCUCUGUGUGACCGGAUGGGCAUAUUCGUGCGGGGAAAGUUCGCCUGUAUAGGGAGUGCACAGGAGCUCACAGCACGGUACGGCGGCCGCUUCAUCUUCACCCUCACCACUCCCGUGGAUUACGAGGCUGCAGCUGCCCGGCUGGCGCUGACCCUGUCCGUCAACGCUAGGAGAAUCUACAACCUCUCGGGCACCCAAAAGUUUGAGCUGCCCGUGGAAGAUGUGAGUGGGUUUGGCCAGGCCUGCUUGCUUCAUAUUCUAUUUCUGCGUAUGCAGUAG